UAUGAGGUGGACUUUCUAUAACUUCUUUUUCUUGUUCUUUUGUAAUUUUUUCUUCAAUCUUUUCUUUUUCUAUCGGACCAGUGGCUGUAGUAGUAGAAGUAGUAGUGGUACAGCCUAUGUUGUCGAAGAAUUCCUGAAGAAUAUUUUCAAAUUCUUCAUCCGCGGGAAUUUCAUGCUUUAUCUUCUUAGGUGAUG
Meloidogyne enterolobii is the source of this 195-nucleotide messenger RNA. Lineage: Eukaryota; Metazoa; Nematoda; Chromadorea; Rhabditida; Meloidogynidae. The record is from the annotation of a GenBank genome assembly.